CUCCACCUCUGGUAUCCUGGUUACCUUUGCCGUAGCAGUCGCUGUCUGCAUGCCAGAGCCUGUCCAAGGCACUAUUGCAUAUAUCGACGUCGAAUGACCAUGAGUUCUUGUGAUCAUUGUUCUUCACAGAGACUUGGUAUUUAGUCAGCUAUUAGUCUGGGGACUGCAAUCACUCUUGAUCGACAGGCCGCUCUUAUACUCACAGACUAUGUAUCCGGCAUCGCCCAUCUGGCUGGGAUGAGACUUGAUCUUACUCCCAAUCCUCACAAGGAACUGUGCAACUGCGAGCCUGAGUCUGGUGGUCUAUCUCACUAUACUCGAAGUAGCAGCAAUGGCCCAAGGAGACGAGUUCAAUUCGAUCUACUUGAACCAAGUCCUGGAUGGAAAAACGCGGACUGGUGCGCCUGGCGGGAAAUUCAUCCACCCUCAAGCCGAAUCCGCUCCAUGAUGAAGUGGCUUAAACGUGAGGUGUUGCCAGCUUUAGGUGGCUUGACCACCAAAGCAAAGGCUAUAGUAGAAGGACACGUGGAGGACAAAGAAUGACAUGAUUAUGCCUCCGAGUCUGGCUGGUCCGGCCUCUGAUGACAUGUAUAUGGAGUAGUACUAGCAUUACAAGUCAAUUCUUAUAUCAUUGGGACCCAAACCCAUAUUCCGGAGGCGGUGUCUAGCACCGGACAUGGUUGUAAGAGCUAUCCCGGAAGCUGUGAAGUAAUACUC
Messenger RNA from Mytilinidion resinicola, 717 nucleotides. RefSeq lists its product as uncharacterized. The coding region runs from base 238 to 543 and encodes 101 amino acids. The record is from RefSeq and is a predicted model, not a curated record. The transcript has a single exon. Lineage: Eukaryota; Fungi; Ascomycota; Dothideomycetes; Mytilinidiales; Mytilinidiaceae.